CUGAGCAUGCGCGGUCUAUUGCACUCAGUCAGAGUCGUCGAGUCGAUGUGCUAGAAAACAACCAGUCAACAAUGUUGUUUUGUUAAAAGAAAAUCUGGUUUUCAAAAAAAGAAAAGAGAGAAGGAAGACAAAAGAAAGGUUGGCAAUCUGUUUUUCUCAAGAAAGAUCACCUAUGAAUUGCUACUUAACGCUCAAUGCAAUGAGCAUUAAGCAAUUCUCCCGCUAAAACAAUUCACCAGUAAAGCUCCUUCCACAAGAAUUUACCAAUAAAUGCUGGAAGGUUUUCAUCAGUCUUCAAUCUUCAAGUGAACAAGAACAGCAACAACAUCAGGAGUGAUCCAAAAUCCUGCAGAAUGAAACCUGGAGCUACUGAAGAACAAAGAGACAUAAAGGAAGAAAACAAGGAGAGUGAAGAACUGAUUAAAGAGGAGGAACAUCAUGAUGAGAAAAAUGGAGAAAAAUCUAUUUCCUCACAAACAGCAAGGACUGUUUUGACCAACAAAUCUUUCACCAGCCCUCUGUGUGGGAAGAAAAAAGAAAUAUGCAAAAAAAGUGGUAAACGUCGUAUUAAAGUUGGAAAGUACAAAUGUGACCAGUGUGGGAAUCGUUUCACGCAAAAAGUAAGUCUUAAAAGGCACAAGCAAAUCCACACUGGAGAGAAGCCGCACACAUGUGAUCAGUGUGGGAAGAGUUUCACACUCAGAGAAACCCUGUAUAAUCACAUGAAAACCCACACCGGAGAGAGACCACACACAUGUACGCAGUGCGGGAAGAGUUUCACACAAAAACGUUCCCUUAAUGAACACAUGAAAAUCCACACCGGAGAGAGGCCACACACAUGUGACCAGUGCGGGAAGAGUUUCACGCAAAGAGGAACCCUUAUUGAUCACAUGAAAAGCCACACUGGAGAGAGGACGAACAAAUGUGAUCAGUGUGGGAGGAGUUUUGCACGAAAAGAACAGCUUAAAAAACACAUGAAGAUCCACACCGGAGAGAAGGAGUUCAAAUGUGAUCAGUGCGAGAAGAGUUUCGCAUAUUUGGCCAGUCUUAAAUUACAUCAACGUCGUCAUUCAGGAGAAAGACCAUAUUAUUGUGACCAGUGUGGAAAAUUGUUAAUUUCUGCAUCGGCCUUGAGGAGCCACAUGAUAGUUCACUCAAACGAAAAGCCUUACGUGUGUUCUUUGUGUGGAAAGAGUUUUAGUCGGCAAAGUAAUUUAACAUCGCACCAUAAAUACAGACACAGCGCUGUGAAGGAGUUCAAAUGUGAUCAGUGCGAGAAGAGUUUCGCAUAUUUGGCCACUCUUAAAUUACAUCAACAUUGUCAUUCAGGAGAAAGACCAUAUUAUUGUGAUCAGUGUGGAAAAUUGUUCAUUUCUGCAUCGACCUUGAGGGGCCACAUGAUAGUUCAUUCAAACGAAAGGCCUUACGUGUGUUCUUUGUGUGGAAAGAGUUUUAGCCGGCGAGGUAAUUUAAGAUCGCACCAUAAAUACAAACACAGCGCUGUGAAGGAUAAUAUGUGCAAAUAGUGGGAAGACUUUUAUUAGAA
Molecule: messenger RNA, 1546 nt
Organism: Pimephales promelas (fathead minnow)
Lineage: Eukaryota; Metazoa; Chordata; Actinopteri; Cypriniformes; Leuciscidae
Source: RefSeq, a predicted model, not a curated record